Rattus rattus (black rat) is the source of this 10225-nucleotide messenger RNA. It is a transcript of the gene Sgip1, whose product is annotated as SH3GL interacting endocytic adaptor 1. Gene Ontology annotation, biological process: clathrin coat assembly; clathrin-dependent endocytosis; synaptic vesicle endocytosis. The record is from RefSeq and is a predicted model, not a curated record. Gene Ontology annotation, cellular component: clathrin-coated vesicle; clathrin-coated pit; plasma membrane. The coding region runs from base 369 to 2936 and encodes 855 amino acids. NCBI's taxonomy places the organism in Eukaryota, Metazoa, Chordata, Mammalia, Rodentia, Muridae. The transcript is spliced from 26 exons.
GCGAGCAAUGGGGACGGGAAAUGGGUUCCGUGCGCUCUCCGGGGGUAUUGUGUCAGGAGAUGCAGGCUGGCUACCAUGUGACGCGGUCCAGAGCUGAAGGGAUUGGCCGAGGCAGCGCAGGCGGUGCAGCUCGCCGGCUUGCUGUUCCUCUGCCUUUCUCUCUCAGCAUCUUCCUGGGAGCCUGUAGGUGAAGCAGCGCUAGCAGCAUCCAUGGCCUGUCUUUCGGGUUAACACUUGUCUCCUUUGGCUUGGCAGCAAGCAGAACAGACCUCAGCGGCAGCUUUGUGAGGACUUAGCCGGGACCUGGAAGCGUAUCCUCCUGUGUUUUUUCUGACUUCUUGGAAAUUAAGGAAUGCAAUUCUGCCACCAUGAUGGAAGGACUGAAAAAACGUACAAGGAAGGCCUUUGGAAUACGGAAGAAAGAAAAAGACACUGACUCUACAGGCUCGCCAGAUCGAGAUGGAAUGCAGGGGAAAAAAAAGGCCCAGAAGACUCAGCUCCUCCUCACCUCUUGCUUCUGGCUCAGAGCCCUCUCCUUAACCCUGUCUCAGCAGCCCAGCCCACACGAACCACCCUACCAUAGCAAAGCAGAGUGUGCGCGUGAAGGAGGGAAGAAAGCUUCGAAGAAAAGCAAUGGGGCACCAAAUGGAUUUUAUGCAGAAAUUGAUUGGGAAAGAUAUAACUCACCUGAGCUGGAUGAAGAAGGUUACAGCAUUAGACCUGAGGAACCAGGCUCUACCAAAGGAAAGCACUUUUAUUCUUCAAGUGAAUCUGAAGAGGAAGAAGAAUCACACAAGAAAUUCAAUAUCAAGAUUAAACCCUUGCAAUCGAAGGAUGUCCUUAAGAAUGCAGCGACGGUAGACGAGCUGAAGGCUUCAAUAGGCAACAUCGCACUUUCCCCAUCGCCUGUGAGGAAAAGUCCGAGGCGCAGCCCGGGUGCAAUUAAAAGGAACUUAUCCAGUGAAGAAGUUGCAAGACCCAGGCGUUCCACCCCAACUCCGGAACUUACAAGCAAGAAGCCCCUGGAUGACACUCUGGCCCUUGCUCCCCUCUUUGGUCCACCAUUAGAAUCAGCUUUUGAUGAGCAGAAGACAGAAGUCCUUUUAGAUCAGCCUGAGAUAUGGGGUUCAGGCCAACCAAUUAACCCAAGCAUGGAGUCGCCAAAGCUAGCAAGACCUUUUCCCACUGGAACACCUCCACCUCUUCCUCCAAAAGCUGUACCAGCCACCCCGCCUCGAACAGGCUCCCCCCUAACAGUCGCAACAGGAAAUGACCAGGCAGCCACAGAGGCCAAAAUUGAGAAACUACCAUCCAUCAGUGACCUGGACAGCAUUUUUGGGCCAGUGUUGUCCCCCAAGUCUGUUGCUGUUAAUACUGAAGAGAAGUGGGUCCAUUUUUCUGAUGCGUCCCCGGAACAUGUUACUCCAGAGUUGACUCCAAGGGAAAAGGUGGUGACCCCACCAGCUGCAUCAGACAUCCCAGCUGACUCCCCAGCUCCAGGCCCACCUGGCCCCCCAGGCUCCGCAGGUCCCCCAGGGCCUCCUGGUCCUCGCCAUGUACCAUCUCCGCUCAAUUUAGAAGAAGUCCAGAAGAAAGUCGCUGAGCAGACCUUCAUUAAAGAUGAUUACUUAGAAACGCUCUCAUCUCCUAAAGAGUGUGGGUUGGGACAGAGAGCAACUCCACCUCCCCCACCACCACCCACCUACAGGACUGUGGUUUCGUCCCCCGGACCUGGCUCGGGCAGUGGUACGGGGACCGCCAGUGGUGCAUCUUCUCCUGCUCGGCCAGCCACCCCCUUAGUCCCUUGCAGCAGCACCACUCCGCCUCCACCUCCUCCCCGGCCUCCAUCCCGGCCAAAGCUACCUCCGGGAAAGCCUGGAGUUGGAGAUGUGUCCAGACCUUUUAGCCCACCCAUACACUCCUCCAGCCCUCCUCCGAUAGCACCCUUAGCCCGGGCUGAAAGCACUUCUUCAAUAUCGUCAACUAACUCAUUGAGCGCAGCCACCACUCCCACAGUUGAGAAUGAACAGCCCUCCCUCGUUUGGUUUGACAGAGGAAAGUUUUAUUUGACUUUUGAAGGUUCCUCCAGGGGGCCCAGUCCUCUAACUAUGGGGGCCCAGGACACCCUCCCGGUUGCAGCAGCGUUCACAGAAACUGUCAAUGCCUACUUCAAAGGAGCAGAUCCAAGCAAGUGCAUUGUUAAGAUCACAGGAGAAAUGGUGUUGUCCUUCCCUGCCGGUAUCACCAGACACUUUGCCAACAACCCAUCCCCAGCCGCUCUGACUUUUCGGGUGAUAAAUUCCAGCCGGUUAGAGCACGUCCUGCCGAACCCCCAACUUCUCUGCUGUGAUAAUACGCAAAAUGAUGCCAAUACCAAGGAAUUCUGGGUAAACAUGCCAAAUCUGAUGACUCACCUAAAGAAAGUCUCGGAACAAAAACCCCAGGCUACAUACUAUAAUGUGGACAUGCUUAAAUAUCAGGUGUCUGCCCAGGGCAUUCAGUCCACACCUCUGAACUUGGCGGUGAACUGGCGGUGUGAACCUGGGAGCACUGACCUGCGCAUAGACUAUAAGUACAACACGGAUGCCAUGACCACCGCCGUGGCCCUUAACAACGUGCAGUUCCUGGUCCCCAUAGAUGGAGGAGUGACCAAGCUUCAGGCUGUGCUUCCUCCAGCAGUCUGGAAUGCUGAACAGCAGAGAAUACUAUGGAAGAUUCCUGACAUCUCUCAGAAGUCAGAAAAUGGAGGUGUAGGUUCUUUACUGGCGAGAUUUCAAUUAUCCGAAGGCCCCAGCAAACCUUCCCCAUUGGUUGUUCAGUUCACGAGUGAAGGAAGCACUCUUUCUGGCUGUGACAUUGAGCUCGUUGGAGCAGGCUACCGGUUUUCACUCAUUAAGAAGAGGUUUGCUGCAGGAAAAUACUUGGCAGAUAACUAAUAAAAAGUCAUGCAAAGAUUUGGAAGAUCCGUGCCCCGGGAACUGUUGUUUGAGAGACAUGUUUUAAUCUGGUUUGAUGAAAACAAACCGAUGUCCGUACUUGGGGUCUGUCAGCUGGAAGGUCCUGGCUUUCAGCAGUGACUUCCUGCACCCAGUACUAUGAUGAUCAGUUCUACAGUAUUUACUUAUAGGUGUAAUAUUUGUUAAUGGUUUUAAAAAAUGUAAUUAUUGUAUUUGUAAACUGUACCUUCAUUCCAAUAAGGCAGUUAGACACUUGGGUUUUAGCAUUUUCCAUUCCUGAAACGGAUGUAAUUUAAAUUGUGGUAUGUAAAUUUAUUAGUAGUACUGUUGAAUGGCACAAUGCUUACAGAGAUACAGUGCAUUUUGUCAAUAUAUAAAAUUUAAAUAUAAUAUUGAUAGUUAUCGUAAAGGGGGUGCCAUGCAUCAAGAACCUUAACUGGAACCAGAAACAAAACACCCAACUUACUUUCCUUCACUCUUUACUAUGUCUCCCUCUAGUGCUAAAGAAAACUUCUAGCUUCAGUUUAGUGGGUUAAAUUCAGAACCUAUUUCAGAAAAAAAAAAUUCUAAAGUUACAGCAUAUUCAAAGAGAAACAUUAAUUACCACUUUUUAAAGAGCUUUUUUUUCAAACUGCAAAUUUCAUAAAAAUGCAAACUGUGUAAACAGGGCCUCUUAUUUUUAUAACUUGUGUAAAAAGGGAAAAGCAAUUCAUAUUUAAAGUUUGAGUAUAUUAAAUUAUAUCCAAGAGUGCAAAGGAUGUUGAAAUCUUACCUGACCCCAAGUCCCUUCUCUGCAGUCUAGCAAAUGUGGAGUCUGCUAAGUCAUCAGAUUAAAGCCAACCUGACUUUUAAAGUUACAAGGCUUCCUGUCGCUGAACUGGUAAAAACUUUUGCACAAUUGCUGGGAGCAGAGGGGCCUCUGUCGUCCAGCAUCCAGGGGUGGGUACCUUGUUUCUUCUUUACUCAUGAGAUCAAAACACAGAGAAGCAUGGAGGGGGGAAAAAUAGUUCCCUGUUCCAUCCAAAAGGAGAAUUUUAAACUUAGCAUUUACAUCUUGGGGGAAAGAAGAAAUAUGCUUUAUAAGUGGAAUUCUGUUCACCUUGUCAUCCUAUGAGUACUUUUUGGAUGAUUUUAAGAUUCAUCAUAGACAACUGUGACUCUUGGGGAAUUGAAAGCAGAAUCAGCACAGUGGCCUUGAACGUCAGUAGAUGCCACAGAUGCAGGAUGAGGGUGUCUCUCCCACUGGGUGGGGAUCAGAGCAGUGUUGUGUGAGGCAUGGAGAACAAGUCUUCCAGCAAACCACAAGUUAUUUUAAACAGAAAACAGUUCCUGUUCGAGGCCCUCCUAUUCAACAACUCCACCUGAGGUGGGGUGUGUAGCGUUUGCUGCUGAAUCUCGUUUCCGUAUCCACUCAAAUUUAACCAGGAGCUGUCAGCUCCUUUCAAGUUUAGAGUCAAAUUCAAAUUUUUGAGUCUUACUUCAACUGUGAGGUUGUGGCUGGCAGUUGUUUCUAGUGAGCUCUGUAGUGUGUCUGUGUUCUCUUCGAUCAGUGCUUGCCACCAAAAGGAUGUCCAACAUGAUCCUUUUUUACCUGCGAGCGAUUCAUCUAUUUAAAACAGGCUCCUGCCUAAUUCCCCAGAGCAGCCGGCCUUUGAAGGCUUUCUGAACAAACUAAUUUGUUCACAAAAAGCUUGGCCUUGAAACCAAACUAGAGAAAUAAAAUGUAAAAUUUAACUCUAAUGGAACAUGUGGAAAUGAAAAAAACUUAAGCCAAUGGAGAGUAAGAAGCAGAAAAAAAUGAAGCUUAUCUAGAACGGGAUUAUACGAUGUUUUUAAGUAGUCAAUUCAUGGAAAAAUAUUGAAUAUUAACACAGAGCAUAUUAAAAAUAUGUAAAUAUUACUGUUUCUCAUGUCUUUCUCUUUCUAUCUUAUUUUAUGAGGUUUUAGAAUGAAUUGGUCCUUAGAUACACAGUGUUUCUUUCCAAAAUGUAAUUUUGUUGAUAUUGUAAAAAAAAUGUAAGUAAGGAUAGAGAUUUGAGUAGGCUCUAACAUUGUUCAAAUGUUUCCAGGAACCAAAUCGGAAACUAUGAAGAAAUCUUGUAAUCCCUUAAUUGACUCUUGUGAAAUGAAAUGGCAGUUGGUGAUAUUAAAACUAAGAAUUGAAUAUUCAGAGCUUCAGUGGGGAAAGGGUUUGGAAAGUAGGUCAAAUAACAACAGAUGCUCACAUCAGAGGUGAUGUCAGGGUUGUUUGGUUUUUAAGCUUGUACUCUUUCAUCUCCUGGUAAAAAGCUCUGUGUGCAGUACUGUGGGAUAAAAAUUCAAGUUCUGAGACGUGGUCCAAGACUAGGCAGGCCAGGUCUCAGUUAUCAAUGUCUAUGGGGUCAGGUUCCCUUUUGUCCAAACAGAAUGGGUUAGCUCAUAGCCAGAUGGUUUGCCAGACAGUAAGCUAAAUUAAGACUAAGUUCUAGUUAGUCAGAGAGCUAUUUCCUAAAUACUCUGACUUUUAAAGCUGAUAGAAAGUGUAAAUGUUUUAUUUUGGUGAUAUGGAAAGUAUGUUUUCCUCUUCAAAUAAAUCCCAUAUUUUUACGAAAUUUUCAAAAAUAAAUUCUUGUUUAAAUUAGUCUCAAUUUUAUCACAAUUGGAACUUGCAAUUGUUAAUUUAAAACUCUAGGAGAUACAUCUACAGCUAGAAUGCAACUCCCUGGCUGCUAAUCCGGACACAGCUUACCUCUAAAGAAAGACUGUUCGUGUGCAAAUGGUGACUGGAAAGUCAAAGAGCAGUUGCUUGGGCUUUUUUACAGUUUACAUACUUCUCCUCAGUCUCAGCCUGCAAACUAUCAGAGCCAUAGUUACACACGUUUGCACCUUUAAUUCUUCUUUUGAAGGAAGCAAAUCUACCUUUGCUCUGCCACCGAUGCCUGAUGUGCAAACUCGGAUGCGUCCCUGUCUUCUUCUCACCUUUACGGUGAGAGUGGAGCCAUAUGUAGGUUUCAAGCUUUCUCUUAAUGGGACUUCUAUUUUUCUCUAAUAAGAGUGUGCCUAGAAUCCUGUAAAGCAGAAUGUUGCCAGGCAGAAAGGGAUUUCUCCAGACACUGAAACAGUAUCACAAUUGGUAAAUGAUUCCAAAGUAUCUUCCAGCUCUGAAGAACUGCAGUUCUCUUUAACCGGGAUAACUACCUUUGGAGACUAUAAGAACGUGUGUAGUGAUAGUGAUUAGCUGCUACACAAUAAAAAUAGCCAUACAGUGAGUGCACCUGGGCUGUCAGUCACCGCUGGUAUCACUUCAUUCAACCUUAAACUCCAAAGUGGCAAAAAGGCUUCUCAGCCUGUUUUCCCGAUGACGGUAUUGAGGCUUAGGGUUGAUUCAUUUCCCCAAAGUGACAGCACAAGCUAGUAAUGACCCCAAUUAUCCUGACAAUAGACUGAGUACCCUUGCUGUUUCAUUUGGUUCAUUUGGGUAAACUAAUCAAAUGGAAUGUCAAGAUAAAUGGCACUUUGAAAAGUUUGCAGUGAAAGUGUUAAAGAUGAACCUGAUUAGAUAUUAUUUUAAAAGCAUAGAUGUCUCUUCAAAGAAUGGAAUGUAAGACUCUUUGUUUCCAAGCAAUCAUACUAGAGUCAUGAUUUAAAUUGAGGUCCCGCUAUAUGUUAAGACCCUAAACACACUGCAACGAGUACCAGCAAGUCUUUAUCAAUCUCUAGGGAUAGAACGUGGGGAUCUGUACCUUGGUAAGUGCCCAAAAGCUGAGCAUCGUGAUCCUAAUAGUUCUCUAGGGCCCUUUUCACGGCUCACUCUAUGGUUGACUUAAACAUUUAAUUUCUAAGGUAAAUGCCAUUUUUCUAAUUUUUUUCUCCCAAUUCAGUCUAAUUAAUAGUAGCUCCUUGCUUGCAAGGGGCAUUCUUGGACAGUAAACCUGGAAAUUGACUUUAUUUUGUACACUCUUGGCUUUAUAAACAUAGAUUAGCCCUCACUCCGGAAAGAAUUUUUACCAAUUUUUACUUUGUUUUGCCUUUCCUCAAACCAAUUACAGGUCGUCAGUAAAAGUUGAACGAUAGUAAAAUAUGCAAAUACCCACUAGAAUGAAGGAGAGAUUAGAGAGAGAGAGAGAGAGAGAGAAUGUGUUAGAGAUUCCUCCUCCCCCAAAGAGAAUGCAUUUGCAAAAUCCCAGUCAAAUGUAUUUAUUUAGUCACGUGACUUUUUCUGUUGGGCAACUUCUAAAAUCUGAAAUUGAGGGUUUUUAGUGACAUCAGCGAGGGCUCAGAAUAUAGCUUAGAAACUUAAUAUAUGGAAAUGUGAUGCUCCCAUGGUGCCCCUCGUGAAGUUCACCUCAAGCAAGAGUCAAAUUGUUGGUAUAAAUAACUAAAUCAAGUCAAGUGACACUGAUCAAGGAGACUCUUAUAAAUAAACCUCUCUACCAUGCUUACUAUCUGAAUUUAUCUCCGAGCUGUGUUGGGCUUUCCCUCCUCAGCUUUUUGUUUGUGUGAUGUUGGUUUCGUUCGUUCGUUUGGCCUACAAUGUAGAGCACCAUUCUCUCACUUAGGAAUUAAAUAUGGCUUCUCUCAUGCUUCUGUGUUAAUCCAUAGAAUGAGGAGGAAGAAUGGGAGCAGACUGUGCUCUUUAUAUCUCCAAAUAUCACAAAUAAACAAACCAAAAGCAAUGGCCUCUCUCACCCAUCACUGCUCUGGGGCUAUGCUGUCUGCAGUAAGCCAGAGUCACAUUGUUAGUAUCCAGUUGAAAUAAAGUCCCUUCUUGAAAGACUGUCAACUUUUAGGAUUGGUUGCCAUGACUGAGGAUGGCCUUUUUGACUGGUUUCAUGUUUAGUUUCUGCUUUCUAUCCUAAAUGGGUAUUGGGGGUGGAGGUGGAGAUUGUGCACGUGUGUCAUGGGUAUAAUAAUUUUUUCUCCAGACUGAACUUCUGGUUUCCUCCCUUUCUCCCUGGAGUCCAUUUAACCUGUGCUAAAUGCUAGUCUCAUAAGAAAAAGAGAUUUCAGUACAAAGCCAGUGCAGAUUAAAAUGAUCCUUCAUGCUGUUUUACAGAAAGAGAAGUACGGUGUAUUUGAACUACAUUCAUCAGUAUUUUCCAAAUCAUGUUUGAUUUAUUUGCACAAGCAAACCCCCAUGGUGUUCAGAAAUACAUGGUCCUAUGUCACAGCUGUCUCCAUUUAGAUAUGGGCAAUUACGUUCACAGUCUUCGUGAAACUUAGAGUGGUACUGAACUGGUAAAAUGAUAGUUUUAAGUAUAAGAGUAUCCUUUGAGAACCUUUAGGAAAUUUUCUUUCUUCUCCGUUGAAGGAUGUAUAAACCAAAUUAUAUAAGAAAGAGGGUCUGGCUAAGAUAAUUGUAGCUUUAAGGGAAUUUUGCCAAUUGAAAGUAAAUUGUUAUCCACGCUCACUAGUACCUUUUAUGAGUUUAAAUUUUAUUUUCUAAAAAAAAAUCUCUUAACCCAGCAUGAAAAUUGUUUCAGUUUUUAAAGAUCUGAACCUAUGAUCAAUAUUCCAAGCCCCUAUUUAUUGGAAAGCUUCCAAAUCCUUGGAUUAAUUAGCACUAGAGAAGAAUCUGCAGUGAUAUUUGUCUGAACAACUUUGAGAAACAAGAUCAUGUUAGAGUGAUGCUGAUUAUUUUCACAUAACUUUUGGAAUUCUAUGAAAACAUUUUAGUUAAGGCCAAAUGCAGUGCACUGCUUUCUCAGCACAGAAUCAGAGGAUUAACCCUGAGGAUUGGGCUUUGUUUUGUUAUUUACUUUUUUUAAAAAAUCAUUUUUUUACAUAAAAUCAAAUAAAAAGUGUUCCUUUAUUUAAAAACUGUUUGUAGAGACAGAAAUGACAUUACGUUUUCCGAACAUAGUUCAACCUUUAACCCACUCAGUCUGUGAAUCAUUCAUUACCUGACAGACAAGCUACCCAUAAAUUCCCUGCUUCCUAGACUAAGCACAGCGUGCAUAUCUUAACUCCACCCGACUCAGUCAACCUCUCUACCUUAUUGACAUCUUUUCUGGCAAAACCGAAUGUGGAAUAUCAUUUACUCAUCAUCACCUUAAGCUAUUUAAAAUAACGAACCAAAUGACUAUCUCAGAAGAUCCAGUAGCUGGUAUUUUUCUUAGCAGUUGCUGGGAUGACAUUUCUUAAAGCUGCAUUGAUUCCAAGGGUUGGUGUUUAAUUACUGCUUUUUAAAUUGAAUACGCAUGGAAGAGAUUGGUGCCUCUCCCUCUGUCUUCCUACCCCUUCUAUUCUCCUCAUCCUUCUCCCACCCACCACACCCCACUCCACCCCUUAUCUCAGUCAGAGGGAACUGGAUAAUUGCUGUUGAAUAAUUAUUCUGGAAACCAGCUGUCGGGGUACACUCUAGCCCUACUUACCAGCAAAGCAGGAAUUUUCAGGGCUAGGUUUUAGGCUGUUUGAACACUGUUAUAUUUCAAGUGAAAAGUCUUCUCAUUAAUUUUUCCCUUGUAUAGGGCAAACCCUUUCUGAAUGAAGUGACUGGUUUGAAUCAUCAUUUCCCACCAAGUGGCAGUGGAAGCCAUUGGGGUUUUACUGUUAACAAUAAGAAACUACGAAAGGCAUCACAGAGAAAUUUUGCUGUGUUUCUAACUUAGAGUUAUGCAAUCCAUCCAGUCAGUGACGAUGUUUAUCAGUGUGUACUUUGACCUGGUAGUGGCCUUUAUUUCAAAUUAUCCGUGAUCCAUGUAGCAAAAGUGCACUGACUCUCUUUAUAAUCCUGUACUGCGUAUACCAUCGCACAAAACAUCUUGGGCAUCAAAUAUUCACAGAAGAAACUGUGCGCUCAAAUACUCGAGUAUAUUUUAAAUUUAGUCAAAAAGCCAAUGCCUGGUCUUUGUUCCUUCCUGCUCAUUUCAACAAUGUGACUUACAGCCUCGUCCGCAGUAAGGCUUACGGCUUCCUGUGAGCUCAGCCCACCAAAGCUGCAGAGGCCUGCUCCCUCUGACAAGCUGUGAGCUCUCUCCUGGGCAGGCAGGACAGGAUGUGGCUGGACCGACUGAAGAUAGUAAUCAUGAGAACAUCUUCACGUCACUCGCCUUAUGAGUUAGCAGCAGCGUGGAUGUCACUUUUUGUAACUGGUGAUUUUUAUAAAUGUUCCUGCCUUCAUAAUCCUCCCAGUCACCCAUCUCACAGAAUCUUGAAUAUGCAAUUACUCUUCGUGACACAUUGAUGCAAAUCGGGUUCCCAUUUGAAAAUGGAGUUUAAUGUAAGUUGUUAUUGAAAUGUGACUUUUUUUUCCUCCUGGAAAAUAAAUGAAAAAAUAUGAAAAUAAA